CGUGGCGUCUUCUUCUCGCGCCAUGGCGACGUCCAAAGUGCACUGCGGAGACGCCGGCUCGGUUGCCGCAUCCGCCACCAGCUGGGUGCAGUCGUCCAAAGAGCUCUUGCAGGCGUACGCGGAUCCGGACGAGUCGCAUCUCUCGCUGCGCAGUGUCGUGCGGCGCGCCAUGGAGCGCGAGUACGUCCUCAUGCAGUUCAAGCGGUGCCAAGAGCAAGUGGGCAUGGACCCGAACCUGCUCUUCUUUGCAGAGCCGUACGAAGCCAAUUUUUUGCGAUUUCUCAACACGAUCAACGCCGUGCGCGUGCGCAUCACGUUCGCGAUCGGCGGCCUCGCAUCCGCUCUCCUCUUUUGGUACGAGGCGACGCGGCUCGACGCAUACGACGCCAGCCUCCAAGGCUUCUCGCCCACCCACGAGCGAGCGCUGUACAUUUUAACCUUUGGCGUUAUUGUGCCAACGUUCGGUCUCGGGUUUCUCAUCUCGUUUUGGCCCCGCGUCCGGCGCCAGCACCUCGAGCGCAUUGCGAUAUGCGUCUACUGGAUCGUGGCCAUGGCGUUCAUCACCAAGAAGUGGGUCCAAGCCGCGACCGGCCCCGUCUUGCCGCUCGUGAUCCUCUUCAUCCCGAUCUUCAACGUCACGCGCGUUCGGUUCGCGUACAACUGCGUGCUGGGCUGGAGCAUCGUCAUCACGUAUUUCAUCGUGCAGCUCACGCUCGGGCCCGACGUGACGUCGGCGAUUGUGUUUCAGUCGGUCAACUACUCGAUGGGCGUGAUUGCCGGCAUGGUGUCCAACUACCAGCGGGAAAUUCUCAAGCGGCGCAACUAUACACUGGGACUGCCCUUUCAAGGCGUCAUUAGCGACGCGUCGUCGCACAUCCACGACCCGCGGUAUCGAAAGGAGCAUCUGUGCUCUGCCAUGACGCAAGCGUUUCGCAGCGACGAGCUCGAACAGUAUUUCAUUCGGUACUGGUACCUCCUCGACGGCAGUCCGUAUGAGAACCCCAAGGCGGGCGUGCUGCACCUCAACGUCUACCGCGGCAUCCGCAACGCCACCAUCGGUAUCUUUCUCAACCAAAUCACGCUGAGUCUCCAAGACACCAUCAAUCUCAACGGCCAAGACAUCUACCCGUGGACAUUUCUCUUGCGGCAUGGCGGCGUCUGCACCUUGUAUGCGCUGCAGUACCGUCUUUUCUACUACUAUGGCCGGUUGUACGCCAACCUGUGGCGGAGCCAGCGCGAAGCGAAGCGCUCGGUAGUCCCGCCCACGUCGCAGAGAAAGUACACCGCGCCCCGCGACGACUCGCCGCCGUCGUCGCCUGCCAAAUCGAAUAUUUACGUUCAAACCAAAGCCGUCCUGGAUCGGACCAUGGACGGUCUGGAUGGCGGCAUGCAAAAAGCACAGCAAAUGACGACGCUCAUCACAAGUCAAGUCCAGCAAGUCGUCCACGAGAAGCGAGGAUACACACACUCGGCGCAGCGCACGACGCUCCUCGUGCUGGCCGUGCACAUUAGCGUCAACGGUGGUAUCUUUUUCUGGAUUGCGACCACGAUUGGCGCCAAGUCGGUCUACUUGAUGGGCUUUCUCAACGCUCUUCUAUCGGGGCACCGGUCCGGUUUUCGUCUCCGGUUUGUCUACUCGAGCUCGGGAACGUGUGCGCUCAGCAUCGCCUUCCUGUACCUUCUCAAAAGGCUUGUCUACGAGCGCUUCACCGAGUACAUGUCGUACGUCCUCGUCGUCCAAUUGCUCGGCAUGAUUAUCUCGUACGAGGAAGAAAACCUGCGCCGCUCGUUUUUCAUCAAGAAGACGCUGCGACUGCUCGAAUUCCAGUCGUGGUGCCGCGACACGAUUCUGCUUCCGAUCUGGAUCCGCAACAAGCUCCGCGAGAAGGCCUCGUCGGCGAAAGCACGCGUGAGCUCCAAGCACGCUGCGGCGACAUCAACGAGUCCCAGCGUGAGCGGCGAACCCAACCACAAACUCAAUUUGCGAACGUCGUUGGCAGUCCUGAAAACGGUGGUCGCCAACCCGAUGCAAACGGUCGCGGGGCUCAAGACUGUCGUGGCCCAUCCGAUACAGACCGCGGCCGCGCUGCCGUCGGCGCUGCCCACGAUGGGACUCUUCAACGUGGACUGGCGCAUCGACCUGCGCGAGCUCCAGCAACACCUCAACAAAGAGAACGACGUUGUCACGAGCGCGUCCGCUCGAUACAGCAAAGCCAGCCUUUACGGCGUCUACGCCAACUCGGUCAACGUCCUCAUCGCGACGGGCCAAGUCAUUUUCUUCUUUGCCCGGCAAUGAGACCCGCCGGCGACGAUACGAGCUUCGAGGCCCCGAAUAUGUUUAAUAUCCCA
Messenger RNA from Saprolegnia parasitica CBS 223.65, 2349 nucleotides. RefSeq lists its product as hypothetical. The coding region runs from base 23 to 2296 and encodes 757 amino acids. The record is from RefSeq and is a predicted model, not a curated record. Lineage: Eukaryota; Oomycota; Saprolegniomycetes; Saprolegniales; Saprolegniaceae. The transcript is spliced from 14 exons.